Molecule: messenger RNA, 255 nt
Organism: Triticum turgidum subsp. durum (durum wheat)
Lineage: Eukaryota; Viridiplantae; Streptophyta; Magnoliopsida; Poales; Poaceae
Source: the annotation of a GenBank genome assembly
AUGGAGGGGAGCAGCAGCCGGACGCCGGAGAUAACCAUCGUCCCGGCGCCUAGGCCGGCGGCGGGCGGUGGCGGUGGCGGUGGCGCCGUCGAGGCGGUGAAGGCGGCGAGCAAGGAGCCCAUCAGCCCGGGCUCGCCUUCCCCGGCCAGCAGGGAGCGCCCCGGCGCCGUCUCCCUGCCCGGGUGGAAGCUCGACUCCCUCUGCAAGGAGUCCAGCUCGCCGCCGGCCAUGAUGGCGCGCUUCCCCUAUUUCUGA